Phycodurus eques (leafy seadragon) is the source of this 2760-nucleotide messenger RNA. It is a transcript of the gene tgm5l, whose product is annotated as transglutaminase 5, like. Bases 204 to 2222 code for a protein of 672 amino acids. The transcript is spliced from 14 exons. The record is from RefSeq and is a predicted model, not a curated record. Gene Ontology annotation, molecular function: protein-glutamine gamma-glutamyltransferase activity. NCBI's taxonomy places the organism in Eukaryota, Metazoa, Chordata, Actinopteri, Syngnathiformes, Syngnathidae. Gene Ontology annotation, biological process: peptide cross-linking.
UAGUCGGAAUUUCGUCACACUGUAAAUGCGAUACAAAUAAGGAAGCGUGAUUAGUCACGCAUGCCAGCGAGUGUCAGGGUUGCCAAAUUGUUCAAAUUGUCACUGAAUGGAACGCUGGAGGUGGGCGCGGCAAAGGCAUUUAUAGCUGUAGUAACUCACGCCAAGCGUGCGUCUACUGUCUCGACGAAGUUCAAGAUUUCAGCAUGCAACAAGUGGACUUGGAAAUUGGCGAGAAUCUGGAGCGCCACCGGACGGCGGGCUUCAGCCACGCCAAAGCUCUGGUGGUUCGAAGAGGGGCCCCGUUCAGAGUCAGCCUGCCCAUGAAGGCUCGCCCUUUUGACGCCCGCACCGACACCCUCAGGGUCAAAGUCAUGCUCGGCCCCCUGUACGUGACCAUCCCCGUGACUUUCUCGAAAAGGUCUCCUUCAUCUCGCUGGGGGGCCUUCAUGGACCCCGAGGGCUUGGACGUGAGCAAGCCCUCCGUGUUCAUCCGCGCCCCCGCCUCGGCCUCGGUGGGCCGCUACACGUUCAAGCUGUUGGCGUUGGAUCAAGACAAGCCCAAGUUUCUCUUUUUGGGCAAAUUCAUCCUGCUCUGCAACUCCUGGUGUCGUGCUGAUAGCGUCUACAUUCCCUUCGAGGACCAGAGGGAGGAAUACAUCCAGAAUGACUCGAGUUUGCUCUUCAUGGGGACGGCGACGAAUGUCGUGUGCAGACCGUGGUCCAUGGACCAGUUUGAGCCAGAUGUCCUGGAAGCGUGUCUCAACGUGCUCAAUGUCAGCCCUCAGCACCAACACGAUAAGAGGAUGGACUACCUGUACCGCAACAACCCGGUCUACAUCAGCCGGGUAGUUUCAGCCAUGAUCAACUGCGAGGACGACCGCGGCGUGCUGAAGGGCAACUGGUCGGGCGACUUCAGCGGCGGAGUCCACGCGUCCACGUGGACCGGCAGCGGAGACAUCCUGAGGAGCUGGGCUCAGUCCGGCUACCGUCCGGUCAAGUACGGCCAGUGCUGGGUGUACGCCGCCGUCAUGUGCACAGUCAUGCGCGUCCUCGGCAUUCCUUGCCGCGUCGUCACCAACUUCAACUCGGCUCACGACACCAACGGCAAUCUGGUCAUCGAGGAAUUCUACAGCGAGACGGGAAAGAAGCUGAAGAGCACCAAAGACUCAAUAUGGAACUUCCACGUGUGGGUGGAGUGUUGGAUGACUCGCCGGGAUUUGGGCGGCGACAUGGACGGCUGGCAGGUUCUGGAUCCCACCCCGCAGGAGAGGAGCAGAGGUGUAUACUGCUGCGGGCCGGCUCCCGUCAAGGCCAUCAAGGAGCGCCGCGUCGACCUCUUCUACGACGUCCCCUUUGUGUACGCCGAGGUGAACGCCGACGUCCACACGUCGGUGGUGAGCCAGGGCCGCGUGGUGAGCCGCGGCGUGGACACGGAGAGAGUGGGGCCGCUCAUCUGCACCAAAGCUGCGGGAAGCCCGAGGAUGCACAACGUCACCGGCGACUAUAAAAACAUCAAAAGCCCCUUUUCAACACUCUCAUCAAGCUCAGAGAGCUCGACGCUCAGGCGAGGCACGGACAAAAUGGCUGCCGUCCUGACGCUGGAUAAAGCUCCCGUGGCCGGCGCGGUCAUCCGCUUCACCUUGAAAGUCAUCAACAGGCAGCGCGUGGCCAAGAUGUUGAAGGUCCACCUCAACGCGCAGACCAAAGAGUACAACAGCAGCCCCGCGGACACUUUCUGGGAAGACCACAGCCUCGUACGACUCGGCCCCUCGGAAGCGAAGUUUAUGAAGCAGCAGAUCCUUCCGGGCCAGUACGAGGACGUGGUGGGGGACGACCUGGUGAACCUGGCGGCGGUGCUGGAGGACGUGGCCACUCACGAGCGCGUGCUGGCCGUCGAGGAGUUCAGCGUGGUCACUCCAGAGCUCCUCAUAAAGAUUGAAGAGGAGGAUAACGUGACGCUGAACCAGGAGCAGAGCGCCAUCGUGACCUUCACCAACCCGUUCUCGCAACCCGUAAGCGGCGUGCUGAACGUGUCCGGCGCCGGCCUCCUCCGAGGCCACGCCAACUUCAGGAUGUUCCCGCUGCAUCCAGGAGGAAGCGGAGAGCAACACAUCACCUUCGUCCCCAGCAUGACGGGAACGAAGAUGCUUCAGGCCUCGCUGAGCCUCUCAAACAGGUCCACUGUCAGAGGAUUCAAGAUGGUCUCCGUCCGCCGUCUUUAAAAUGUUUUAUUUAUUUAUUUAUUUUUAUUUACCUUCAAAUGUGAACGCGGUCAUUGUACACUUUUUGUAAACUGCCAAGCUGUGACAUGAAGUUGUUGGGGGUUUUUCGUACUCGGUUAUGUAUCGUAUGUGCACUACUUCACUCUUUUGUGUCUGCAAGCCGAUUAUCGCUCCUGGAAAUAAACUCAUUCAUUUAAUCUGAAACUAUUAUUGUACUGUUAAUAUAAUAAGAAAACUAAAUUCUAACUUAAUUGAUUGGACAGUGUACGCAUUUGUUAAAUGAGCACAUUUUAUGUUAUGUUAUGUUAAAUAUUUCAGUUCAGUGUAUGGAAUGCUAAAUGACUAAGCGAUGGAAGGUUAUUAAUAAAAUUCAUGAAACUUUAAAUUAAUGGAUUUGGUGUUUUCUAUUUUAAUUUUAUUGAUGUCUAAUUAACAUUGUAUUUGUAAAUGUAUAUUCCGGUUUUUUUUCAGUAGUCCUCUAAAAUGUAUAUUUCACUUAAUAAUUCUAUUUAUAACGUAUAUAGAAAUUAAAAUGGUA